This is a messenger RNA of Pimephales promelas (fathead minnow), 741 nucleotides long. It is a transcript of the gene crha, whose product is annotated as corticotropin releasing hormone a. NCBI's taxonomy places the organism in Eukaryota, Metazoa, Chordata, Actinopteri, Cypriniformes, Leuciscidae. The record is from RefSeq and is a predicted model, not a curated record.
AAUUCAAGAGCAUUUUCCUUUUUUACUGACUUGAACCGCAGCCAAAUGUGGUGACUGUCAUCUCCGAAAUAAUCUCGCGUCAUAUAAAUAAACUGCGAUGCUCGCGCUACACCGACAGCAGACUCUCUCAACAUCCGGAGAACACAGAUUCCUGGGAAUUUCCCUCAAUGAAGCUGCACGUCCAACUCGCUGCGGUGUCUCUCUGGGUCUUCGUCUCGCUGUCUGAGUCCGCUCCAGGACACACAGACACGCAGCUGCCAGUUCCGAUGCGUUUGGAGUACUUCAUUGAACUGGAUAACGGCGCUCACAGUCCGCGCGCGCCCGACCGGAGACCCCCGUCCCCCGCCGAGCCUCUUCAGCUGCAGCGGCUGUUAGGAGGUAAGGUCGGUAGUGUCGGUAACGGCGGGAUCAUGAACAGAUUCGUGGAACGUGAGCGCCGGUCUGAGGAUCCACCAAUCUCGCUGGAUCUGACUUUUCACCUGUUGCGCGAGGUGCUGCAGAUGGCGCGAGCCGAACAACUGGCCCAGCGCGCGAGCAACAACCGCAAAAUUUUGGACGAUUUAGGAAAAUAAAAAUGAACUACUCAAAAUGUUUUUGAUUCAAUUUCUUAAGUAAUAUAACACAUUAUGGUUUACUUCUGUGAAUAAUUUGUGUUUGCCUUCUUUUUAUCCAGUUUGGCCUUUUCCUACCCUUUUAAUGUAUAAUUUUCCUAUCUUAUAAUGUAUUAUGUAUUCCCACAGA